GGGACCAUGCGUACUAGCUCUGCUGCUGUAAGUGUAUGUGUGUGUGGAUGAUUUUGUUUUCUUUUUGGAGAAAGUAAGUGUGUGCAUGUAGCCAUGAUAGUAGAGAAAAUUGCUAUUCUGUCACUUCUAACGUGGGCUCUCUGCUAUUAUAUCACCCUAUGUUUAUGACUUGUGGGACCAUUUAUGUCUAUGAUUUGUGGGUCGAUCUGGUGGUAAAAUAGAGAAGUCCACGUCUGAGUGUGACAAAAUAGCAAAUUUUCCGCCAUAGUAGCCUCCCUUAGAUGCUUGCUAUGGGUUGCGAUGCACACACACAAAUCUAUCUAUGUACCGUACCCUAGCUACUCCUUGGUUGCCCUCUUUAUAAGAGCAUGCUAGCUUUUCCUCCCUGCAGCCUUUUGCUAUACUGCUGCAUACACACACACACACACACAGGAUAGUGAGAGAUGAUUAAGUCGCUCCCACAUAGCAAAGCCAAAAGUUUAGCAGCUCACCGCAGGCAUCUUCUUGUCCUCUUGCUCUUUCCUUGAUCCAUCCAUGGACCAUGCAUGGUGCUUUUGCAGGCCGCCGGCUCCCCUCUCAAGCUAUAGCGGUUACUAGUACUACUAGACUACUAGCUAGUGCACGAAUGCCCCCUUCUGCACCUCGCUUGCCAUAGCUUGCAUCAUCAUCAGCUGCUAGCCUGCUAGCAGCUCGGUCCACGCGCGACUACUAGUCUACUAGUAGAUGAGCAGUCCAGCAGUGAAAGUGUAGUGGCAGUGGCAGCGGCAGCCAUAUCCCCACCACACUGCUCGAUCAUCACCACGCCUCCGUCGUCAGACCUGCACCUAGCUUUGCAUCGCGCAUUAAUCAGGAAUCGGAGGAGGUAUAUGCGCUGGGUCUGAUUCUUCCAAGUUAAAGAUGGAUCAUAACCUGAGCGACAUGACGAUCCUGAGCGAGCACGCAUGGGGCGACGAGGCCGGCGCCGUCUUGCUGUCGCCACCGGAGGUGGGCAGCGUCAUCGAAGGCGGCGGGGGCAUGACGGUGCUGGAGAGGCUGGUGCUCGACGAGGCGCUGGCAGCCGCGAUCCUGGAGCUGCAGGCCAUCCAGCAGGCCGCCCCCGGGCCCGCCUCCUGCGCCGGCAAGCAGCAGCUGGCGGCCGGUGGCGGUGGUGGUGUGGUUGGGGCGGAGGCCGCUGUCGCCUUCCCCUCGAUGAUGGCGAUGGCGAUGGCGGCGCCAACGCCCGCCUACGCGGACGCGGACGUGGACGCGGGUGUCCUGCAGCGACAGCAGCAUCACCAUCGCCCUCACGCCGCGAUGGGGAUGCCUAGUCCCGACUACGACCUCGCACCAGCAGCAGCAGCAACACCCGCGGUCGCGGUAACUGCUGCCGCGCCGCCCGCCUUCACCACAAACACAAACGCCGCGGUUGACAGCGGAUGCAGCGGCCUCGUAGUCCUUGGACGCUCGCCGCCGCCGCCGGUCUUCUCCGCCAGCAACGAGACCGCAGCAACGGCGAGCCUGGACUGUGAACAUGGCGGCGGAGGCCGUGGUGGUGGCCGAAGGCAACGCCGGCCCAACAGGAAGAGGAAGGCCGCCGCCGAGGCCGAGCGGUCGCGACCUGUGCGUGUGGCGGCGGCAGCGGCACAGGAAGAGAGCACCUUGUGCAGCCUCCUGGCGUCCACCGCCCCGACCACCGCGGGCGGCAUCCAGAUCGCGUUCAGCACGGCGGCCGUGCAUCAGCAGCAGCAUGCUGCCGGUGGGGCCGGCGGCGCCAAGACAUCAGCGAAGCCGUCGUCUCUGAGUCUGAGCAGCAGCGGCUCGUCGAGCAACAUCAGCUUCGACGGCCGGAACCCCGCGCGCAACGGCGGCGGCGGCGGCGGCGGCGACCCCGUGUACGAGCCGGACACGGAGGCGCUGGCGCAGGUGAAGGAGAUGAUCUACCGCGCGGCGGCGAUGCGCCCGGUGUCCCUCGGCUCCGAGGACGACGCCGGCGCCGGCGCCGAGCGCCCGCCGCGCCGCCGCAACGUGCGCAUCUCGUCCGACCCGCAGACGGUGGCGGCGCGGCAGCGGCGGGAGCGCAUCAGCGACCGCCUCCGCGUGCUGCAGAAGCUCGUCCCGGGCGGCGCCAAGAUGGACACCGCCUCCAUGCUGGACGAGGCCGCCAGCUACCUCCGCUUCCUCAAGUCCCAGGUCCGGGACCUGCAAACCCUAGACCGCCGCAACUACGGUGCAGCUUCUUCGAAUGACGCCGCCGCCACCAUGGCUGCCGUUGUCGGGUCGUCACUCAGCUACAACCGUGGCACCGGUGCCAUGCCCGCAUUCACCUUCCCGGCAGCAGGCGAAACCCUACGAGGAGCAGGAUGAUGAUAGAUUUGUAACACACCCACGCAGCAUGCAUGUUGUUGUUAACCCUUUUUUUAUGUUCGUCUAAUGUGCAUGAGACCAUCUUUAUGAUGUAUUUCAUCAUUAUUAAUGUUAGAUCAAAGACUAGGUAGACGAUGAUGAUCAUAUCAUCAUAUCGAUGAUGGAACCAAUCCAAUAUGCAAUCAAAUGCAAGGGCGUUGCAAGA
Zea mays is the source of this 2548-nucleotide messenger RNA. RefSeq lists its product as uncharacterized. Gene Ontology annotation, molecular function: DNA-binding transcription factor activity; protein dimerization activity. Gene Ontology annotation, biological process: regulation of DNA-templated transcription. NCBI's taxonomy places the organism in Eukaryota, Viridiplantae, Streptophyta, Magnoliopsida, Poales, Poaceae. The record is from RefSeq and is a predicted model, not a curated record. The transcript has 2 exons. The coding region runs from base 898 to 2343 and encodes 481 amino acids.